CCUGUCCUCAAUUUUCCCCACAACCGUUGUUUUUUUCUUUUGCUUUUGCACUCAUUGAAUUGGAAGAAGAUAUGGAAAAUGUGGUUGAUGUUUUGAUUGUGGGAGCUGGAAUAUGUGGUCUCACUACUGCAUUGGGACUUCACAGAUUGGGUAUCCGAAGCUUGGUUUUGGAGUCGUCGGAUGAUUUGAGAGUCACUGGAUAUGCCUUGUCCUUAUGGACGAAUGGUUGGAAGGCGUUGGAUGCCGUUGGAAUUGGUGAUUCACUUAGGCAAAACCAUGACCAACUUGACGGGUAAUCAUACACCAUCCAGCCUUCAAUGCUCUUUUCUUUCCUUUUUGGAUUCAUGGUGUUUGUUCUUAUGCCAGUAUGAAAACUUCGAGAUUAUUACUUCAUCAAUGAUUUCAGGGGAUAAAACAUCAGAGCUUUUGUUUUCAGCCCCAGAAGAAGGUGGAGUCCGUUGUGUGAGAAGAAAGUUUUUGCUGGAAUGUCUGGCCAAGGCACUUCCAAGUGGAACCAUCAAAUUCUCCUCCAAGGUAGUUGCCAUUGAGGAGUCUGGUUUGCUUAAACUUGUGCAUCUUGCUGAUGGAACCUCAAUCAAGACUAAGGUGCUAAUUGGAUGUGAUGGGGUUAAAUCAGUGGUGGCAAAAUGGCUAGGCUUCAAGGCACCAGCCUUCACAGGGAGAUGUGCUGUGAGAGGUUGUUUACAGCGUGAGUCCAACCAUAAUUUUGGACGAAAAGUGAGCCUAUAUGCUGGUGAGGGAGUUCGAGCGGGUAUCAUUCCUUGUGAUGAUAAGACUCUUUAUUGGUUUUUCUCUUGGACCCCCUCAGCUGACGUGAAGGAAAUGAAAAGGAAUCCAGUAAAACUGAAACAACUUGUGUUAAGCAAGCUUGGAGAGAUACCUGAGGCAGCAAGGGCUGUGAUAGAAGAAACUGAUGUGAGUUGUUUUCAACCAGCACCAUUGCAAUACAGACCUCCAUGGGAGCUCAUGUUGGGCAACAUUGUGAAAGGCAAUGUGUGUGUGGCUGGUGAUGCAUUGCACCCUAUGACUCCAGACUUAGGCCAAGGUGGGUGUGCUGCUUUGGAAGAUGCAGUAAUUUUAGCCAGAUGUGUUGCAGAAGCCCUGCUGAAGAAACCAAGCAGCCAGGAGGGGGAGAAGGCAGAAAGAGAGCAGCAAGUGCAGGUUGAGAUGGGGCUGAAGAAGUAUGCGUCAGAGAGGAAAUGGAGGAGCAUCGAGCUGAUCGGUACAGCUUAUAUGGUGGGUAGGAUACAACAGAGCAGUGGGGUGUUUGCUAAGUUUAUUAGGGAUAAAAUUUUGUCUAAGUUUCUGGUUGGACUCUUACUUAGAAAUGCAAAAUUUGACUGUGGGAAACUGACCUCUUCUUUUUUAAGGUAACGACUCUCGUUGUCACUGCUUUUCUUUUGGGAAAAAUUUUAGUGUGUUGGUAAGUUAGCAUAAUGGCAAGUGCUGAAGUUUGCUGGUGUGCAAAUAUAUAGAAAGAAAGAUAGUAACCUCGUUGAUCAUCUUUGUUGUAAGAUAGUUGCCUUUUGGAAAUUUUUUAAUAAAACAAUGGCAGGUGAAGCUCUUGUUUGUGAGGA
Cucumis melo (muskmelon) is the source of this 1598-nucleotide messenger RNA. RefSeq names its product monooxygenase 2-like. Gene Ontology annotation, molecular function: FAD binding. The transcript is spliced from 6 exons. Lineage: Eukaryota; Viridiplantae; Streptophyta; Magnoliopsida; Cucurbitales; Cucurbitaceae. The record is from RefSeq and is a predicted model, not a curated record. The coding region runs from base 202 to 1395 and encodes 397 amino acids.